AGCCGUCACACCUAAUUGGCUAAUAAAGGAAAUUGAAAACUUUGCCAGUCUGGAUCAAGAAACCCUGUCUUUCGUCUCAGGUUGGAGUAACACUCCCAAGCUUUCAUCAAUGCCUUCAGCGCUGGCCGUUUUUACCUGCCGCCCGAACUCGCACCCCUUUCAGGAACGCCAUGUCUACCUGGACGAACCAGUCAAGAUCGGGCGCUCUGUGGCUCGUUGUCGCCCAGCCCAGAACAACGCAACGUUCGACUGCAAGGUGUUGUCAAGGAAUCAUGCUCUCGUCUGGUUCGAUCACAAGACGGGCAAGUUCUAUCUCCAGGACACUAAAAGCAGCAAUGGAACCUUCAUCAACAGCCAGCGCCUGAGUCGGGGGUCUGAGGAGAGCCCCCCCUGCGAGGUCCUCUCCGGUGACAUCAUCCAGUUUGGCGUGGACGUGACCGAGAACACCCGCAAAGUCACCCAUGGCUGCAUAGUGUCUACAAUCAAGCUGUUUCUCCCAGAUGGCAUGGAGGCUCGGAGGCGCUCAGAUGUCAUUCAAGCGCCGUUACCACUUCCUGUUGAUAAGGUUGCCGCUAAUACGCCCAGUAUGUAUUCUCAGGAACUGUUUCAGCUUUCUCAGUACCUACAGGAAGCCUUACACCGGGAGCAGAUGCUGGAGCAGAAGCUGGCCACACUGCAGCGGCUGCUGGCCAGCACACAGGAGGCAUCUGAGAGCAGCUGGCAGGCUUUGAUAGAUGAAGACAGGCUGCUGUCAAGGCUGGAAGUGAUGGGGAACCAGUUGCAAGCAUUUUCUAAAAACCAAACGGAAGAUGGCAUCCGCAAGGAGCUUGUAGCCUUACAGGAGGACAAACACAACUACGAGACGACAGCCAAAGAGUCCCUGAGGCGGGUCCUUCAGGAGAAAAUAGAGGUGGUCAGGAAGCUAUCAGAGGUGGAGAGGAGUCUCAGUAACACAGAGGAUGAAUGUACUCACCUGAAAGAGAUGAAUGAACGCACACGCGAGGAGCUCCGGGAGCUGGCCAACAAGUACAACGGAGCGGUCAACGAGAUCAAGGACCUGACAGACAAGAUAAAGCUGGCGGAGGGCAGGCAGGAGGAGAUCUCUCAGAAGGGGCAGAGUGAGAAGAAGGAGCUGCAGAUGCGCAUUGAGGAGAUGGAGGAGAAGGAGCAGGCUCUCCAGGCCCGCAUCGAGGCCCUGCAGGCCGACAACGACUUCACCAACGAGCGGCUCACCGCUCUGCAAGUCCGUUUAGAGCAACUUCAGGAGAAAAACGUAAAGGAGAACAACAGCUUAGAACACUUUCUAUUAAACAGUGGAGAGGACUGCACUUUUAUCCAGCAGUUCAUUGAGUGCCAGCCUGUGAAGCAAUUAAAAGAGGCUGUGGAUUCCUCGCUGACCAAGAUCCCAAACUUUGAUGAAGUUAUAGAUGCUCAUCUCCAAAACAACCAGAUGUCUGAAGAGAACAGUCUGGACAGCCCAGAGAGACUGAAAGAAAAUCAGAUAGAUGCUAAAGAGUCGGAUAUGUCAGACACACUGAGCCCCAGCAAGGACAAAAGCAGUGACGACACUUCAGACGGCCAGAUGGAUGAGCAGGAGCUGAAUGAGCCUCUCAACAAGGUCGCGACGCUCAAAGACGAGCUGCGGCGGGCCGACCUGGAGCCCGGCGACACGGAUCACAUGAUCCAACACCUCCGCACCGAGCUGCUGGAAGCCCAGGAGCUGGCCAACACCGGCAAGCAGAAAUGCCUGGAGCUGCAAGCUCUGCUGGAGGAGGAGAGGAGGACUAACAAACAGCAGACUGAGGACUCUGCCAAACAGAUCCAGUUUCUUCAGGCCCAGCUGCAGAAGCUGCACGUGGACAUGGAGGAGCUGCGGGAGCAGAGGGAGAGCUCCAUCUCCAGCACGCGGGAGGAGCUGUACAGCGCCCAGGAGGAGGUGCUGAUGCUGCGCCACGUCAUGGAGACGGCCACCGCCGAGCGCGAGCGCGACAUCGCCGCCCUCAAGGCCGACCUGGACGCCGUCACCGCCGAGCUGGAGAAGUGGCGCCAGGCGGCCGCCAAGUACGAGCUGGCAGCCCUCACCCCACCAACCGCAAGGCUGCAGCUGGUCGGCAGCCGCACAGCAGCACAUGGGAGAAUCUACGAGCUGGACCGGCUGCAGAAGGACUGCUCCAGCCUGCAGAGGGAAUGCACAGCCCUGCGCUCUGAGAAGGUGGCUCUCCUGGAGAAGCUGCAGAAGCUCGAGGUUGAGCUGGACAGCUCCCGGGAGCAGAGCGCCUUCCUCAGCAGCAGCCUCAACGCCCUGGAGAAGUCGCAGGGAGCCCUGGAGACCAAGCUGGGCUCCAUGCAGGACCAGCACAUGCAGGACGCCGGCAAGCUCCAGACCCAGCUGGCCCAGGCCGACAGCCGGACCAAGAGCCUGCAGAAGGAGUAUGAAGAGACCCAGUCGCUGCUGUCGGACCUGAGGGAGAGGUAUGAGCGCACAGAGCAGGAGAAACGCUCCAUCAACGAUGAGCUGGAGCAGUGCAAGCUCGACCUGAAGCUACUGCAGGAGAAGGGAGGCAAUAGCGGUUGGUUGCCCUGGAUGCCCGUCGUUGCCGUGGUGGUUGCCGUGACUGCGGUUGUGCUUUACCCGGGUCUGUCCAAAAACAGCACCUGAGCGAGCCCCUCUCACACCCCCCCACCCACCCGACGACUCCCCUCCCCCCCCUCCACUCAGCCCAGGCUCCCGUUCCCUCACCCUCAAUACCUCCUGUUCUGAAAAACACGGCUGUUUGCAAACGCAGCAGUAGGCUCCCUGCUUUAACUGUAUAAAAUGUAACUGUACAUAUUUAGAGAGGGAAUAAAAGUUGUAACUUCUACUAUAGAUGAAAUACUUUAUCUGCGGUUUAUUUCUUUGUUUUUUUUUUUCUUAAUCAGUUUGUUGGGAAUCUUACUAUUAAAGAUUUUUUUCAAUGGGUACCAAACUUGUUUAUUUUGCUAAGUUUUAAGGUGAAUUGUCUUAUAUGGUUUGCCAUAUUAGUGUAAAAUGUGGUAUUCCAGAUAUGGGUUUCAAAGCCAAAUGUCUAAUUAUACACAGGGCACAUGGGGUUAAGUGCCUACCAUAGCUUCUAGAUGUGUGUAAAAAUUGUGUGAUCCAGUCUGUUGAAGUGCCAUUCAUACUCCUGCACACUCCUAGAUGUUUCAGAGGAACUCAUCUGAGGUAUCAAAUGAAAAAUAGUGAAGUUAAAAAAAAAAAUAAUAAUAAUAAUAGAAAAAAACAUCUCUAAAUGGUCUCCGUGGUGGCUUUGUACCCUUCCAUUUAUUUAGUUCCGUUCUUCCUGCCGAUGUCAUCUCUUCUAGAUCCGUCGAGCGUGUAGUUCUGGUGUGUGCGCGCAACAUGUUCUUCUGUUAGUCAGCCUGUUUGUGGCCCUGUUUUUAUUGCUCUCCCAUCUGUGACACAUCCGUUUACGACACAAACGAGUUUCUUGUGCUCUCAGUUCCAGGUGGCCAUUGGUACAAGUAAUAAUAAUCGCAGAUUUAGGUAGGUCCCCCUGCACCUCUGACUGUAAGCCCUCCUGACACAGAGACCUUCCUGUUUGGGAUGUUGGCGCAGUCUGCGGCAUGCUGCACUGCACCAUGGGUAAAAUUAGCUACACUUUGUCAGACUGGACUUCAGUGUAAACGGGGGUUGGCUCGUCUCUGAAUGUAUUCUUUAAGAAAGUAAUAAGCUAAGGCCUUCUAUCGGGACACACCUGUGGUGGUAUCACGUUGUGACUGAGGGGACAGAUGCGCUCAUUCGUCCUGGGGCUCCUCUUGGGGCGUGGCCCGUGCCUCCUCCUGCUCCUCCUCCUCCUCUCGCUCCUCCGUUUCCUCCUCUUCCUGGGCCCCGCGCGGGGACGGUGUGGUGGUGGCCAUCCUCUCCAGCUCCUCUCUCAGCUCCUGCAGCCGCUCGGCCGUCCUGGCCCUGCUGUUCUUCAGCGUGUCCGUCUCCUUCUGCUUGGCCUCCAUGUCCGUCUCGUACGCCUCCAUCCAGGCCUCCAGCCUCUCCUCCAGGUCCGUCUGCACCUCCUUCAGGAAGUUCUCCACCUCCUCGUGGAUGAAGCGCUCCUCGGCGAUCCUCUCCUGCAGCCGCUCCACGGUGGCCUCCAGCUCCACCUCCCGGUGGACGUUGUGCUCCUGGCUCUGCUGCACCUUCAGGUGGGAGAUGCCGCGCAUGUAGUCCCUCUCCAUGGCGGCCUUGGCCUUCAUCUCCUGGAGCUGGGCACGCAGGUGUGCCGUGAUCUCCUCCCGCUGGUGCACCUCCUGCGCGCGCUCCUUGCGGAGGUCGCGGAGCUGUCGCUGCAGGGCCUUGCCCCGCCUCCGGCCCUCCUCCUCCCGCUGCACGAUAUCCAGGUGGUUGGCCUUCUGGCGCUUCUCCUCCUCCACGGCCGCCAGCAGGCUGUCGAAGGUGCCGGCCUCCUGGAGCUCGUCCAGCAUGUCCUUGAUCACCAGGGCCAGGAACUGCCGGUCGUGGUCCACCUUCUCCAGGUUGUCGGGCGACAGGGGCUUGUUGUCCAGGGCGUGGCGCAGCUCCACGAGGGCCCGACGCCUCUCUCGAGCGCUCUCGGCAGGUCCGCCCUCCUCCGCCACUCGAGCCCCGCUCAGAGUCUCCCACAUCUCCUUGUCCUCCUCGGAGUUCUCCUGAAUGGCGGCGAUGCAGGCGAUGUGGCCCAGCACAGCCAGCUGGUCUGCGCAGUCCUGCAGCACCAUGCUUAACCUGAUCUGCUCCAGGUCCCAGACACUGUGCUGCCACCGUGUCUGCAAUAGCUGACUCUCCUCUGUGUCACGUUUCUUCUCCAUUUUUUUAAUAGGCUCUGCCAUUUUCACCCUGGCUGAAUGGUGGUGUCACCAACCUAGGUGGAUGCACUUUUAUUUUCUUCCGCUCAAAUGCUCCCACAGUGAGACUCAGGACACUUUAUCAAGCGCUAACCCAUUCAAUCCCAACGUCUCCCUAGGCCCAAGAUUAUUUUCUUCUCCUUGCUCUCUUUUCCCGCUUCAGGUCCUGUAAAUUUUCCUUUUACGUUUUUGACUUAAAUAUCAUUAGGGUUUUUUUUCGUACACUUAUAAAGUUGGGUAAACUUCCCCUUUCUUACUUCAGGCGAGCAUAGCCUAUAAUAUUCUAAAUAUUUUUGUUGUAUGUUCUGCCCUGAUUUUACGAAAUUAUUAAUCUUUUUUGUCGUACUUGUUCUGGCUACUUGUCCCAAUCGUACAAUGAUCGAUCGGUAAUUUAGCGGUUUAACUCGCCAGCUUCCCACAGUUUGGAUUAGUGCCAAGCUUCUUUCAAAACGGCAAUUGGAACUGUGACGUCCGGAGUUACGUCACAGAGGAUGAUUACAAUUCAGACCUCCGUCCACCAGACCUGUUGUUUUUUUUUUUUUUUUGGAAUAAAAAUAAUGCUUUUCAAGCAAGUUUUUCUUAAAUUUUGGGCACAAGACAAUUUGUACAUGUAAGAUAAACGUACGGGAGUAGCAUCAGUUUGAAUUAAGCUAAUUGAAGAUGAAGUUUCCGUUAUCGGCAUUUUGAAUAUAGGCUAACCGAUUGAUUGUUUGUUAAACCAAUUAGGCACUUUUGAGCAUUUGGCAUGUUAAAACGCACAUAAAAGACGACGUGUACCUGGACAAGGUCAUUAGGCGCUUUUCCACCAUGGUUUAAGCCUAGAACGCGGAAAGGCAUUCAAUUCAGAAAUGUCAAGAGGAAUAUUUAAGUGGAAACCUCCGUGUCAUUCAGGCAGUUGAUCUGAUCGGAACAUCGUUUGUUAACCUCAUCAAAAAGUAAUUAAUCCUAAUCAGAGAUAUCAGCUCUACCUGUCUUUCGGAGAACCCGGCUGUUCUCCUACUGUGGAAUGGUCUCGUAACAGGAAACUUUAGCUGAUGGUCCUCAAGACAGUUGAUUACAUACCACCAAUACAUAUUUGAUGAACACACUGUAUUUUCCCCCGAAAAACCACUCGUGUCUGGUAGAAUUAAUUUUUCCCUCCUACCACUUUCAGUGAAGAAACGGUUAGUGUGUCUUCAACGCUGUUUACACCCCCCUUCGCAGUACACAUGGGAUGUUAAGACUCGUAUGGAAUAGCCGGGAGCGAUUAGGCAACUUUCGUUUUGGAAACGUGGUACCUUCCCGAUUGUGGUGACCAGUGAGGUGUUGAAAUACUGUCUGAAGGUACUGGCUGUUGUUCGUGUCUUCAAAAAAAGGAAAAACUGCAAUUGGGCGUAGGAUACUGCAAAACUAAGCCCAAUAAAUUGCGAUAAAUAGUAGAAUAUGACUUCACAGACCGUAUGGUUAGCCGUUGAACCAGCUAAAGAGCAACGGUCUUGAUUUAAAAAACAUCAAGCACUACACUCAGUAGCUAAAUACAACUGCUAGGCUAUUUCUUCCCUGAGUAGACUACAUUUUGAAUUAAUCCAAAAACUCCAGUAGGCUAAUCUCGAUACGAAAAACUACAGUAUAUGGUAUGCGUUGUUAGUACAUUAACUAAUACACAAAAACACUACAUUGCUUAGUCGUUUAAGGAAUACCUCAAUACGUUGUCGUAAUUUAGCUAAUUGUUGUAGGAUGUAUGAAACAUAAAAUUGGGUGUUACUGAAUAUUUUUUCUCUUAUGGAAAGAUUCCUUUUAAAGGGAAGUUUCCUAGAGUACGUUUCAGUUGUUCCAUACACAGCUCAUGUUCGUGCAGUCUUAGACCACUGUACACACAGACCCUGAUUUUUCAGUACAGACCACUCCUACUCAUUUCUUACCAGGCUUAUCCAUAUUAGUGACCUGUCUGUCACCUUACAUGUAACCUGAAGUUCACAUAAUAUAUAUUUACCCCUCUUUAUGGGGGUUGGAGGUGUUUGCUUUAAAAGGUCAUUUUGGACAGAUUUAUUUUAAUUUUUACUGGAAAAAAAAAUGUUAAUGAAAAUGAACUUAAAUAAUUUCUCUUAUUGAAACUGGGAGUUCAGUGUGGGUCCCUGUCUGGGAAAUGGAUUCAAAGUUUUCAAGUGAAUAGUUUGACUGAGGGGUGGUGAGAUGAGCCUGCAAGAGACUGGAAUAAAUUAGAGAGGAUGUGUCUAGUGUGGCAUGUGGAGACCAACAAAUAAAACUGUGUGGUGUUUACGUUUACCUUCUUUGUCUGCAGCAUCAUAAAUAAGAGCUCCUUCAGGUCUUGGAGCAAACACUCAAUUCCUCUCAGUCCUCCCUCUCACUAAGCAUUGUGGCAUUCAGUUAGUUUAAUUUAACUUCAGUUGAAAGGCAUUCCAACCCCCCCCACCCCCCAAACCCAACCACCUACUCUCUGUCUCUGCUCACAGAACCCUUGGUGUAGGUCGUAAGUGUAGGUAUUCUCUUUCUUGCUACAGAAAUCCAGUGUCACACAUGCACACAUGGAGUUAGUGCUGGGGAGUCAUUUCAGUCAUCAGUUUGCGUGUGUGCGUCUGUCUGUGUGUGUAAAAUAUCCACAUUAUGUACACGUUGUAGACAAGUUUAAAUAAAAGGAAACUGUCAAUGCGGACAUGAACCCACGCUCCUGUGCGUUUCUGCUGCUGGAGGACUAUUGCAGAAUUUUUCGGGUGGACCUCUAGUUACCGACCCUUAGACCCUUCCAGUUUCAAUCUGCACAGACCAUAGAGGUUUUUCCCAUUUCUAUUUCUGUUUAUAAUUUCCUCCCCAACCCCCAAUUUUUUAUGUCCAGUGCAGGUUUUUUGUUUUCAGAAUUGUUUUGUUCUUGUUUCUUUUCUCUUUUGAGAGGCGGAUAUGAAUGGGGAGGCUAAUCCUGGUGCAUGCACUGUUAACUACUACUAUCUUUACCAAUUUUCAGAAUUGUAUUGGAUUUUCCUGGUUUUCUGUUGGCGUGUUACUGUAACUGAACUGUGUGCCAGUCACACUCAUCCAUUCACAUGUGAUGACAGAGCACUUUGGCGGGAAUAAACCUAAUUAAAAUUGGUCUGUUUUAAAGGUUUUCAAACUCAAAUGAAAAUGCAUGUAUGUUACAUUCACAGUGAAUCCAAUGCAGACAUGGAGAAAAUGUUUCUCUUACUAAAUAUUAGCUUUGUGCGUAAGCAACACCCAUCAUUUUAAAACACAAUUUCCUUAACCUUACAAAGAAUAUCGAUGUCCUUUAAAUUGGAAUAGGGGUAGAACAACACUUUAAAAAGUUAUUAAAUAGUACUGUAGUUUAAAAGUGCAAAUUAAAGUUUUGGAGCGUCAUUGUAUCUGUGCAUCUAUAAGAAUUGUGCAGUGUUUGUUGAUGAAAUCAUUAAUGUGUGAAAUAAUGUUUCUGCACACAUGCUGUUAAUGGAAAAAAAGACUUAAUUUUUCUUAUUCCACCAAUUUGUUUGCUUUGGCAAAGUUAGUCCAAGCUGCCCGUCGCUCCCACACACCCAGCCCGUGAUGGAAAAGUACCAUUUGUACAUAGUUUUGUUUGCAAAUAUUGUUCUGAGAUGCUAAAACUUCAGAAGGACACUUUUUUAAGUAAAUAAUUGUUUAAAAUAUAUUUUGUAAAGAUGGAAAGUUACAAUAGUUUCUGGAGUACAGAUUUAAAAAAGUAUUUGCACUAACACAUGUGAUGUGCAUGAUUUUAAUAAAAACAACUUUACUCUCC
This is a messenger RNA of Anguilla rostrata (American eel), 8599 nucleotides long. RefSeq names its product sarcolemma associated protein a (gene slmapa). Gene Ontology annotation, biological process: single fertilization; acrosome assembly. Gene Ontology annotation, cellular component: acrosomal membrane. Bases 110 to 2659 code for a protein of 849 amino acids. Lineage: Eukaryota; Metazoa; Chordata; Actinopteri; Anguilliformes; Anguillidae. The transcript has 23 exons. The record is from RefSeq and is a predicted model, not a curated record. Gene Ontology annotation, molecular function: protein binding.